Molecule: messenger RNA, 1314 nt
Organism: Marchantia polymorpha subsp. ruderalis
Lineage: Eukaryota; Viridiplantae; Streptophyta; Marchantiopsida; Marchantiales; Marchantiaceae
Source: the annotation of a GenBank genome assembly
CGGAAAAGAUCAUGAUGUGUAAUGGGUGCAGUUCGGGUGGUGAUCUGACACGGGUGGGGGCCAAGGGAUCUCCCUUCGUGGAAGAGGAAGAGGAAAGCAGUAAACUAUCCAACCAAUUGAGGUCUCCGUUCACUCACUCGACCAUAGCUCGGUUUAUUCUCCCAUGCACCGGUACCAGUGAGCAACCGAUGCUGCUCAGUCCGAGAGAAGGCCCGGCUCGGUUCGCGUGCACGUUCAUCUCUUACCCCGGAAUAGUCUCCUCGCUUUUCCCUGUACUGGGCCAGCGAACCAGCCAGCCAGCCAGCCAGCCAGCCUGCCUUAGGCAUGACAAUCUCCCUCUAGAUUCAGUUCUGAUUAUAUUCUGCGAACUCCUUGUCCGCAGCUCCCGACCAGCGAGCUGCAACGAGAGCAUUCUUGCCUGCCUGCUUGUUUGCCUGUCUGCACCAGCAGCAGCAGCCGCUGCAGUUGUUGCCUGAUGCCUGCCGACCUGCUUAUAGGAAGGCUGAUUGUCGAAAUUCUAAACAACUCUACUCGCACUAAGAGCAAUGAAAGACAGGUGACCAUUUCUUUUGUCAGGCAUCAAAUCACCCUUGGGUAACAUGAAGAUAAACCGAGCUUUGAGAAAUAGAGAGAGAGAGAGAGAGAGAGAGAGAGGCUGGCUGGGUGAGUGGUAAUCUCGAGAGAGUGGAAUGGACAAGAAAGGUGAAGUGCAGGGUGAGCUCGCUUGCAUCAUUGAGUCAAAUAUUUCGAGCGAUAGUCCCAUGCCGACGACCGCUUCCUGCCCCUCCGAGACCUGCUUUGAGAGGAUCCAUGCAAGCCGCGCCGCGACAGAUCUCAUUGGCUAUGCACAAUUGUUUAUUGUAGCACGACAAAAUGCUUUCUAGCCUCUGAUCGAUCUGUGAGGCGAUGCUGUGAUAUGCCCGCUGCUGCUGAACACGAAGAGUGAAUCUGACAGAGUGCCAUCGAUGGACCGAGUGUAAACAAUUCAUGGGACCUGUGUUUAUGGUUCUUCCCUCUUCGCCCCUUCUAGUUUACCCUUCCACAUCCCUUUCAGAUUGAGCAUCGUUCUGACAAAAGGUUAUAUUUUAUUCCAGAAAUUACUCCAUGGCUUUUCCCUCAGCAUUUUCAGAAUCUUUUCGGCAUGUGACGAGAGUACCGAUGUAUGGAGUUCUAGAAAGUCAAGUUGAACGGGGAAUUACGGGGAACAUUGACGCUUAGCUUUGAACGCAAGACUAUUCUUCAGGGUUGGAAACAGGAGAACUUGUUGAUAUUUAUUACCAUCUUGAUGUACUUUUUUACGUGAUAUAAAAGCGA